Molecule: messenger RNA, 933 nt
Organism: Acanthosepion pharaonis
Lineage: Eukaryota; Metazoa; Mollusca; Cephalopoda; Sepiida; Sepiidae
Source: the annotation of a GenBank genome assembly
AUGUCAGAAUAUUUAUCUUAUUCUGUUCAUUAUCUAUCUAUCUAUCUAUCUAUCUAUCUGUCGGUCUCAUUUCUAUCUAUCUAUGAAUCAGUCUGUUCAUAUCUCAGUCAUUUCAUAUCUAUCUAUCUCGGACUGUUCAUAUCUAUCUAUCUCUCUAUCUAUCUAUCUAUCUAUCUCGGACUGUUCAUAUCUAUCUAUCUCUCUAUCUAUCUAUCUAUCUCGGACUGUUCAUAUCUAUCUAUCUCUCUAUCUAUCUAUCUAUCUCGGACUGUUUAUAUCUCUCUAUCUAUCUAUCUCGGACUGUUUAUAUCUCUCUAUCUAUCUAUCUCGGACUGUUUAUAUCUCUCUAUCUAUCUAUCUAUCUAUCUCGGACUGUUUAUAUCUCUCUAUCUAUCUAUCUAUCUCGGACUGUUCAUAUCUCUCUAUCUAUCUCGGACUGUUCAUAUCUAUCUAUCUAUCUCGGACUGUUCAUAUCUAUCUAUCUAUCUAGGACUGUUCAUAUCUAUCUAUCUAUCUUUCUUUCUCAGACUGUUCAUAUCUAUCUAUCUAUCUAUCUAUCUAUCUUAUUCAUAUCUACUUCUGUUCAGCUUUGGGCUCUCUCUGGAUCAGCAUCGCCUCGCCUGUCUACUAUCUGCUUCACAACCGAGUAGUGGCGCCUGGCUCAACGCAGUACCUUCUUCAUCUUUGUCAUUCUUUUCCUUUCAGCUAUUAAGAAUUUUCUCUUUCUCUCUCUCUAUGAAAUCUUUCUAUUUCUCUCUAUUUCUCUUUCUAUUUCUCUUUAAAUCUUUCUAUUUCUCUCUCUAUGAAAUCUUUCUAUUUCUCUCUCUCUUUCUAUUUCUCUCUUUAUAUUUCUUUCUAUUUCUAUUUCUCUCUUUCUAUUUCUCUCUCUAUGAAAUCUUUUUCUCUUUCUCUCUCUUUAUUUUCUCUCUUUGA